Molecule: messenger RNA, 819 nt
Organism: Colias croceus (clouded yellow)
Lineage: Eukaryota; Metazoa; Arthropoda; Insecta; Lepidoptera; Pieridae
Exons: 1
Coding region: 86-766 (226 amino acids)
Source: RefSeq, a predicted model, not a curated record
CACAAGUGUCACUCAAGAUUACAAUCAGUUUCAGAGACUUUUUGAGUCCUAGAUUUUUAUUUGUUGGUUUAAAAUAUAAUCAAAGAUGCCUUUAAUCGAUAUAACAAACCCGGCAAUAAUAAUAUUUCUCAUCGAAAACUAUGAGAAAGAAAACCGUCUUCGCUUGAAUUGGAUUCACAAGCAUCGUGAGCAAAUCCAACAAGCCGCUACUCUUACCAGAGAACCAACUAAUUACUUCGAAACCGAUGUUAUUGCGCACAACAUGAUUGGAGGCAUGGACACAAUAACUAGAGACCACGUCGUAGCGGGCUACAAUAGAAGGAAAGUACCCAUCCGCGAUGGAACGUUCAUACCGGGUGUUAAGAACCUACGUCAUGGACAUUCGGUCGUAGAUGUUGGACUUGGAAACGCAAAAGACGACCCGCGUCUAGCUAGGCCCGAUUUUGACCUAUCCAGCGACCCCAUCAUGCGUCCAGUGGAUCCUGAAAUGAAAGAGAUUUUAUAUAAAUCCAAGCCAGACUUUGGUAAGAAACAGUAUCUCGAAAAGAGAUCUAAAAUAUGGCCUGAAAAGCGGUACUAUUUCGCGGAAACUAGUGGCUUUGUGUACGGCUGGCGCAUGAAGGAUAGUGAAUUGCACCAAAAGCCUCAAUUUGGGAGGUGCUGGCAUUUGACGAGAGCUUUGCGAAGCCGCGUUGGGCCGCAGCCAGACCCGUCACAUUACAAGUCAUCCGAUGAGCCAGGUCGAAGCAGUUGCGCAGGCAUAUAAAACCCACAGCAUGAACUGUGUUUAUCGAUUUCAUUUUUCAUACAAAGAAUUAU